AUGAAAAGGCCGUGUCGUUCUGACGAUCUUCGCGAGAAGUAUUUGGAGAGAAAUAACAAACAAAACAGCAUCCAAAGUACUUUUAUGCAUUCAGGACAUUAUCAAACUGCAUAUAACUGGGAGGAUGAAAAGAACAGGACGAAAGACUUUUACGAUGAUGGAACCUCCACGUUUUUCUGGAAUACUCAUACUGUGUUGUGCUUGUUCAUAUUUGCAUGUAUUCUCAUCUACGUUGCCUUGCUAGAAAAUGGCAAUUAUUCUUCCGAAUACAAUAUGAAGCGUGGUAUUAGUGCGGUUAUCAUGGUAUUUGUCUUGUUUGGAGUUUUGCAUACACCAGAUGGCCCGUUUCUCCGACCACAUCCUGCAUUUUGGCGCUUUAUACUCUGUCUUAGCAUUUUAUAUGAGCUUAUACUAGUUUUCCUGUUAUUUCAAAGUGUAGACGAUGCUCGUCAGUGGUUACGUUACUUAGACUUAGAGCUUGGUAAACCUUUGGAAGAAAAGGAUUAUGGUGGGAAUUGCCGAAUAUACGAUUGGGAUAGACCAGACAACCCAUGGCACAAUAUCAUCUCAAAAAUGGAUGGUUUCGUGACAGUUCAUUUUGUUGGCUGGUGGGCUAAAACAUUAAUCCUCCGAGAUUAUUGGAUAUGCAACGUCUUAAGUUUUGCCUUUGAAGUAUUAGAAUACUCAUUAGAGCAUCAGUUGCCGAAUUUCUCAGAAUGUUGGUGGGACCAUUGGAUCAUGGAUUUUCUAGGUUGCAACCUUCUCGGAAUUUGGUUAGGCAUGAAAACAAUCAAUUAUUUAAGCAUGAAACCGUAUCAUUGGCGAGGCAUGUGGAAUAUCCCCAGUUACAGAGGCAAACUUCGUAGAGUUAUGUUGCAGUUUACCCCUCGUCGAUGGACUGAUUUCGACUGGCGUCCGACUGGAAGUCUAAAGAGAUGGUUAGGGACUUUGGUUCUUGCGAUUGCAAUACUUACAGCAGAAUUGAAUACUUUCUACUUGAAAUUCGUACUUUGGGUACCACCUCCUCACUUUUUGUGUCUUGGACGUCUAAUCUUUCUGACCUUGAUGGGAGCCACUGCUAUUCGUGAAUAUUUUGAAUACCUUGAUGAUCCUAAAUGCAAACGAUUUGGAAGACAAGCAUGGAUGAUUUCAAGCAUUAUUAUAACUGAAUUCUUGAUAGUAAUGAAGUUUGGUUGGGACAUCAUUACUAAACCAUUUCCCAGGCACAUAUCCAUCUUCUGGUCGUUGGUUUUAAUCGGUUUAGUAUCAUGGACUUUCUGGCACUUUUAUAUUGUACCUUGGUUGUUUCGAUCGAGUCGCGUAUCGAAAACUGGGAAACCAGUAGAAGAAACUAUUCAAAAUCAUCGCGCACAGAAGGUUGAAAACCCUGUUGUUUAUAGACGUAAUGCUAGGUCAUCAGUAAAGUUGUUAAAUCAUUCAUAG
Messenger RNA from Schistosoma intercalatum, 1443 nucleotides. Lineage: Eukaryota; Metazoa; Platyhelminthes; Trematoda; Strigeidida; Schistosomatidae. The record is from the annotation of a GenBank genome assembly.